ACCAGUGCAACCGUUACAAAUGCAGAGACAGAGAAAGCAGAAUACCAGGGAAAGCUACUAUUUGGCCAACAUCUCCGAGGUCCUCAGUGUAAACAUCCGCAAACAUCAGCCUGCGAGUAAAGUCUCAUUGAAAUGAGUCACCUUUCAGUUGCGCUAAAGGAGCGGAGACACCGAGCAACGCACCCCAAAACACAAACAUGGUCAAACAAGUGGUAACAACCAUAUGCUUUUUUCUUUUUCAUUGCAUUAUAAGUUACUGGGCGUUUAUGUCCUCUUGUAGCAUCCACUCAUCCCCAAAAAUCAGCAUUCCAGCGAUCGCCAGGUAUUUUGGUACCAAAGGUCGCUAUGAAGAUGUCAACACGUACUUAAUCGACGAUCUUUUGGCCACAAACAACUCCCUUGUGACGCUGCCUUCCUCGAAAUGCAGCGAAAUUCAUCUGACAGCUAUAAUCCGGCAUGGGACGAGGUACCCGACCACUAAAAACAUUCAGAAGAUGCGCGAAUUUUAUGAUCUCGUCGUGCGUGAUGCGACCGGCAACUUAAACUGUUUGUCAGAGAUAAAGUCGCAGUGGAAGAUGUGGUACACGGAUGAUAUGGACGGGCGACUGGUGGACAAGGGCCGUGCGGAUCACAGGCACCUAGCGCAGAGACUCAUCAAAUGGUUCCCUUCUUUGCUGACCGAGGACAAUGUGCGUAACGGACGCGUGAAACUGAUCACCAGCUCCAAGCACAGGUGUGUGAACAGUACCAUCGCUUUCAGAGAGGGACUAAUGAAAGGACUCAGCAUAAAAGUUGAGUUGGAACCUGCUGUUAAUGACGCUUUAAUGCGUUACUUUGACCAGUGCGAACGGUUUGUGAAAGAAGUGGAGAACAACAAGAGCGCCUUGGAGGAAGUGAAACGAUUUAAUGAAGGCCCUGAGAUGAAAAGAGUAAUGGAGAAAAUGGCUGACAGGCUGGAUGUCCCUUACGCCAGCAUCACCGAUGAUUCAGUGGAAGCAGCUUUCUUUCUGUGUGCAUAUGAGUUUACUAUCCAUGAUCUGAACUCACCCUGGUGCCAGUUGUUUGACGAGGUAGAUGCACAGCUUAAUAAGGGGAUAUAA
Sinocyclocheilus grahami is the source of this 1100-nucleotide messenger RNA. Its product is annotated as multiple inositol polyphosphate phosphatase 1-like. Lineage: Eukaryota; Metazoa; Chordata; Actinopteri; Cypriniformes; Cyprinidae. The record is from RefSeq and is a predicted model, not a curated record. The coding region runs from base 198 to 1100 and encodes 300 amino acids. Gene Ontology annotation, molecular function: acid phosphatase activity; inositol phosphate phosphatase activity. The transcript has 4 exons.